CUGGAAAUUUACCUUAUAUAAAUAAAACAUUUUUGUUGAUGAACUACUUAUUACUAAACUUCAUACCUCAUAUAAUUUUAUCAUCAUUUUAUCGAAUAAGAAUAUUUAAGAAAGGGGCGAUUCCUAUGUUCGGUCCAGAUAUGAAUUUAAAUGAUGAACAGAUUGAUGCGAAUUCUAUAGACAUUUUAUAUGUAUCACAAACAGGGUGUGAGGCAACACUUGAUAUCGAAUUAAAUGGAAAAAGACUUAAUGAAAGAUUUGAUUGUGUAAGUGUUAUGAUAGAUAAAUAUUUAGUGAACCGCGUCCUUCAAAUAUUGUAA
Messenger RNA from Meloidogyne enterolobii, 320 nucleotides. Lineage: Eukaryota; Metazoa; Nematoda; Chromadorea; Rhabditida; Meloidogynidae. The record is from the annotation of a GenBank genome assembly.